UUGAAAGAGAUAGGCCUGUCCAUCCAGAUUUCUCCAUCUCUAACCCACUCCUCAAUCUCACUUUCUCACGACUUUCGGGUCUGUCCGAUUGGUUAUCGAGGGUUUAUUCUCAUUAACGUGAUCCAUACCUGCUCCUCCGAGCUUUUUCCAGCUCCGAACCAUUCCGCCAUUCACCAGUGAUGUCCAAGAAACGACCGACCGAAACGGGGCUACGGGUGUUACACCAGCAGGCUGUGGCUUCACCAGGCAACAUGGAUUGCCUUGCUCGUUUCUCACCGGAUUGUGCUGAAAUAGAAUACAGCUAAUUUGGGUAAAACACAGCGUGAAGAGAUGUCGGUACCGUUGCUGAAGAUCGGUGUGGUGCUGAGCACCAUGGCGAUGAUCACUAACUGGAUGUCGCAGACGCUGCCGUCGCUGGUGGGGCUCAACACCACCAAGAUCACCGCGGAGAGGGCAGGCUACCCGGACAGGAGCACCGGAGUGUUGCCAGCGAACCCAGAGGAGUCGUGGCAGGUGUACAGUUCAGCCCAGGACAGUGAGGGGAGGUGUGUGUGCACCGUGGUGGCACCACAGCAGUCCAUGUGUUCACGAGAUGCCCGCACCAAACAGUUGAGGCAACUGCUAGAGAAGGUCCAGAACAUGACCCAGUCAAUCCAGGUGCUGGACCAGCGGACACAGAGAGACCUGCAGUACGUGGAGAAAAUGGAGGUGCAGCUGAGAGGUCUGGAGACCAAGUUCAGACAGGUGGAGGAGAACCACAAGCAGAACAUUGCCAAGCAAUACAAGGCCAUAAAAGCGAAAAUGGAGGAGCUUAGGCCGUUGAUACCAGUGUUGGAGGAGUACAAGGCCGAUGCCAAAUUGGUAUUGCAGUUUAAGGAAGAAGUCCAGAAUCUGACGUCAGUUCUAAGCGAGCUCCAGGAGGAGAUGGGAGCCUAUGACUACGAGGAACUCCACACCAGAGUGUCAAAUCUUGAGGAGAGACUCCGAGCAUGCAUGCAAAAAUUAGCAUGUGGGAAGUUGACGGGCAUCAGCGAUCCUGUCACCAUCAAGACGUCUGGAUCCAGGUUCGGAUCCUGGAUGACCGACCCUGCAGCACCGGAGGGAGAUACACGGGUGUGGUACAUGGAUGGUUACCACAACAACCGCUUUGUGCGGGAGUACAAGUCCAUGGCGGACUUCAUGACGACGGACAACUUCACGUCUCACCGUCUCCCCCACCCAUGGUCCGGUACAGGUCAGGUGGUCUACAACGGCUCCAUCUACUUCAACAAGUUCCAGAGCCACGUCAUCAUCAAGUUCGACUUCAAAACCUCCACCAUCAGCAAGUCCCGGCAGCUGGACAAUGCCGGCUACAACAACAUGUAUCACUACGCCUGGGGCGGCCACUCCGACAUCGACCUCAUGGUGGACGAGGGCGGGCUGUGGGCCGUCUACGCCACCAACCAGAACGCAGGGAACAUCGUGAUCAGCAAGCUGAAUCCCAGCACGCUGCAGAUCAUCAAGAGCUGGACCACCAACCACCCCAAGAGGAGCGCCGGCGAAGCCUUCAUGAUCUGCGGUACUCUCUAUGUCACCAACGGCUACUCUGGAGGGACCAAGGUGUACUACGCCUACAGCACUAACUCCUCCACGUACGAGUACAUAGACAUCGCCUUCCAGAACAAGUACUCCCAUAUCUCCAUGCUUGACUACAACCCUCGGGACCGUGCGCUCUACGCCUGGAACAACGGACACCAGGUUCUGUACAACGUCACACUGUUCCACGUCAUCAGCUCACAGGAACUGUAACCACAGAGGCAGGACUAUAUACAACAUAAUAUAUCCACACAAUAGAAAGAGAGAGAUCAUCCUAUAUAUGAACAUAUAUCUAUGAGAGACUUUAUGGAAAGAGUAUCAUAUAUAGUAUAUCGUAAGACUGUACUACGAGAGAUUCGAUUAAACAUGACUGGAACUGCAACGUAGAUGAAUGUGCUAUAGUCUAUUGGAAUUAAAAAGAUAACUGUUUGCUAAAAAGGAAAGGAACAUGAUACAUCUAGAGUUCAAAAUGAUAUAUUGGACUGGAAAGAACAGAUGCCAAAUAAACAUCACGCCUUUUUUAAUAAUGAAUAGUAACUAUCGUAGAAGAUUGUCUUUGUGGCUCUGUGUCUGUCUCUGGAUGUACUGUACCUCCUUCCUCCUUCCUGGACUUAUCUCAGGGUCAGGGAGGUCCUAGCAAUGGACUAUGGGAUUGGUUAUUAACUGUUUGCCAACCAGGACCCCCUGGCCCCUCAGACAGAGAGGGAGAACCUCGCCCCUCGAACAGAUAAGGGGAAAACAGAGGAGAACCUGGUCAAAUGGUUAGAACUAGGACAUUAUUUGGAGAACUGUGGGAAGAACCAGGAUAUUAUGUCCAGAAGACCACUGAGCCUAUGACCACAGUCUGUCACACACACUUUUAUCCAUUCAGUAGCAAAUAAAGAAGUCUGUAAACAAGUAAACAACAACAACAUCAACAUCCAUGAGAAGACCUGGGCCUGUAUUCACCAAGAGUCUCGGAGUAGGAGUGCUGAUCUAGGAUCAGGUCCCCUCUCUUAUGCGUCAUGUUUGAAGGGCAAAUCUGAUCCGAAAUCAGCACUCACUUUUUGAAUACAGUCCCUGAAAGCACUGACUGCUGGGGCGAACUGUUGUAUUGUACAAGAAGAAGGCCGGGAUUCAAUCAGAGCCGUGUAGUAACGCACUUGACAUUUAAAGGUAAAUUGAUUGAGCCAACAUCUGCAGCGUUUACGUAGACGCAAUCGCCGCGAACUUUGCCUUUAAACGCCGAAUUGUCGACUGCGCUAAGACGCGCCUAUUGGAUUGAAUCCCGUUUGAAGACUCUCCUGUGUUUGUGACUCCGUGUGAAACAGCCUUGAUUUGCAUGCGUGUUUUUUUUUACCAUU
This is a messenger RNA of Salvelinus namaycush (lake trout), 2918 nucleotides long. RefSeq names its product noelin-like. Gene Ontology annotation, biological process: signal transduction. Lineage: Eukaryota; Metazoa; Chordata; Actinopteri; Salmoniformes; Salmonidae. The record is from RefSeq and is a predicted model, not a curated record. The transcript is spliced from 6 exons. Bases 331 to 1788 code for a protein of 485 amino acids.